Molecule: messenger RNA, 198 nt
Organism: Anisakis simplex (herring worm)
Lineage: Eukaryota; Metazoa; Nematoda; Chromadorea; Rhabditida; Anisakidae
Source: the annotation of a GenBank genome assembly
AUGAGGCUGACUAUGUUACCCUCAUCAAUGACGACAAUUGGACAACAAGAGCCACGGAAUGGUUCCCACGAGGGCACGAAUAUUCUCGAUGAAGACCUAUCGGGAAAAUUUUUCGAGCAAACAUGGAUGGGUCCGAUGAAGAAUCGCCAAUUUAGGAAAUGGUAUCGACUUACUUACUUGUGGUCACCGCUGACCUAG